AGCUUUCACGCUCCCGGGGCGCUGAAUAACGUGAAGUGCAAGUUGGGAGAGAUCUUCACUUUCCCUGGUCGUAUGAUAACUGAUCACAACAAAUCGUCGUCCGGAUGAUGAGGGCGCGGGGCAUGAAUAAAUAAACAGUUGACGGGGGAUUAUGAUGUGCAGCUAGUCAUAGAAACCGAAGAGUGUUGCUGCGUUUCCAGAAAGCUGAAGUUGUUAGUGGGUUUUCUCAGAGCAACAAGGUCUUUUUUUUUGACUACGCUGGUUUUCACAUCUUCGACCCAGUCUUUGUUCUACCUUUCCAAAUCAGAAUGGGCUGUUCUUCAUCUAGUACCCAGACUAUAGCACAAGAAGCCAACAGACCAGGGACAAAACCAGAGGAAAGCAAUGGAGAGGGUACAUUUGUGGGCCAUCAAAAUGGCUUCAUUGCAGAGGACUGUGAGACCAUCGCGGACCAGAUGCAGCUGCCCGUUCAGAGCCCGCUGCCGGAUGAUCUCCCGCCAGGGCCCAUAGAGCGGGAGGAGCCUGUGGUGACCCAGGCCCUGGAUGUGGCUGUGGAGGCCCAGGAGGCCCAAGAGUCCCACGAGUCCCAGGAGCUCCAGGCUGUCACUGAGAGCGAGCCGCUAGUGGAGAGCAUCCUACCCGAGGCCUCUGCAGACACCCCAGAGACGGCCACCGUACCGGAGUCUGCCCCUGUUGCAGAGGAGGCAGCUCCUGCCCCUGAGUCUGCCCCUGCAGUGGUGGAGGAGGUCCCUGCCGUUACAGAGCCUGCCUCUGAUGCACCGGAACCAGCCGUUGUGCCCGAGGAGGCCCCUGCCCCCGAAUCAGCCGCCGUUGUAACGGAGGUCGCUGCUGCCCCUGAGCCGGUCCCUGCAGCAGAGGAGACCCCUGUUGUACCCGAACCAGCCCCUGUAGCAGCUGAGGAGACCCCUGUUGUACCAGAACCAGCCCCUGUAGCAGCAGAGGAGACCCCUGCUGUACCCGAACCAGCCCCUGUAGCAGCUGAGGAGACCCCUGUUGUACCAGAACUAGCCCCUGUAGCAGCAGAGGAGACCCCUGUUGUACCCAAACAAGUCCCAGUAGCAGCAGAACAGACCCCUGUUGUACCUGAAUCAGCCCCUGUAGCCGCAGUGGAGACCCCUGUUGUACCCGAACCAGCUCCUAUAGCAGAACAGACCCCUGUUGUACCUGAAGCAGGCCCCGUAGCAGCAGAGGAGGCCCCUGUUGUACCUGAACCAGCCCCUGUAGCAGAACAGACCCCUGUUGUACCCGAAGCUGCUCCCAUAGCAGAGGCUCCUGCUCCAGAGGCAGCCCCUGUCACACCUGAAGCGGUCCCGGCUGCAGCGGAGGCCGCCCCUGCCACUCCUGUAGCAGUAGAGGAGCCCAAAGUCACACCCGCCCCAGAGCCGCCGGCUCCGUCCGCUGAACCCAGCCCUCAGGAGCCUGCAAAGGAGGAGGUGGCAGCACCCACCGCAUCGGUGGAGGUACCCCAGGUCCCUGCGGAGACUGUCCCCACAGACCCCACCCCCGCUGUAGUGGAGCUGCCCUCCAGUGCCCCUGAACCUGUGCCUGAGGCCCAGAGCCCUGCCCCUGAGACCAAAGCGGAAGGCGUAGCAGUGGAGACCAAAGCUGAAGAGCCGGCCUUGCCACAAACAGGAAGUGAGGAGGCUAAGAAGAAUGACUAAAGUGGCAGCUGUCAAGACAGAGGAGACCCCCUGGACACUAUGAGAAACAAAGGGGCUGUCCUUUCAAACACCAGCCAUCUUCUAUUCAUCAAGAAGACAGGAGUAAAAAACCUGCGUAUUUUAAAGACAAAUGUUUUUUUAAAGAACAGGUUUACAGAAUAGAAUGUCAGAAACAGCUCCUCUCCGGUUGCCAAGAAAUAGACCAAGAUCACCGUUGAUACACCGCCACCAUGCCUUUCUUUCCCAUGAAUGUGGUGGCAGGGUUUUAUUCCCCCUCCUGAUUUUGUAAAUAUAUCUCCUGUUCAUCUUGUUAUUAUUAGCACUGUUAAUACAAUGAACUCACAUAUGCUCCAAGCACCUGUUCCUUAAGUGUAGACACAUUUCUGAUAGUACAUCCUACUGCAGCAGACUGAGAAAUUCCAUGUUUACAACACUCUGCAUUGACACUUUAUAUGUGCCAAUGUGGAACUAACACUGUAGUUUCCAAGAGUGUAAUAUAGCUUUACAUAAAUUAAUAACACUUAACUCAUCCACUCACAAGGAAUACAAGCCAAAAAUGUAACUGUGAAUAAGAAUAUGCACAAGUGUUCGAAUACAAGGGUUAAGCCUGAAGAAAGAACUUUAUAUUACAGACUACUUCAUGCUAUUUUAAGUCCUGCUAAUGUUGAAUUCAGCUUACUGCUUUUGCAAAGAGGUCUGAGAAAUCUCAAAAUGCUUACCUGAUCCAUGAGGAAAAACAGGGAUCGCAGCACGUUUUAGAUCUCGUAUGUAUGCUUCUGCUAUGUGCUAUGUGCAACUUCUCUCUCUUCUUCACUUUAGCCAACAGGUCUGUGAAGUUACUUGGUUUGUGAUUUGAUCCCUGUAAGAAUCACGCAUUAAUUCACAAGUGUGCCUAACAUUUGAUCUGAGCAGAGAAAGAAAACCAAAUGUAUGUCUUAUGUUAUAUGGUAUGUUGAUCCAUUGAAAAUGGCCCAUGUUUUAUCCACAUAGUUUUUGCUCAAACAAAACCGUUUGUGCCCUUGGGUAAUACGGUUGCAGAAGAAGGCAAAAGGCUGCUAUGAACAGUCAAUGUUCUCACUGACAAAGCAAACAUUUGAGGGCCUCUCCACAAGCAAGGGCAACUUUCAGUCGAUUUUGCGACCUGACCACAACCGGAUGUCACGACAACCACACUGAGAAUGCAAUUCAAUGUGCUUUACAGAAAAGAUGGAUGGAUUAAAAGAAAAAAGUGCCAUUCAAUAGCUAUUUUAAAUUUAAAAUCAAAAGCAUAAAAGAGCAAAAAAGAAAUGAAAAGAUAAAAGUGCAGUGCAGUACAUUGAAAAAAAAGAAAGAAAACAAACUAAACCUUUACAUAUUCAUAAAAACAAUCAUUAAAAGCCAAGCUUACAGUGCAAUGUUAAGCACUUAAAAUACUUUCUUAGCACAAGAGCAUGGUCUGGAACAGAACCCCAGCUGUCCAGUCCUGGGUGGAUGCAUUAAAUAAAGGCUGCUAAAUAAAUCUGUUCCUGAAAUGUGUGCGCAUCACACGCCUGCCAUCACAUUUGGAGUGAUAAUGAGCUGGUAUUCACGUGUGCCAUUGUAACCCUGUAAAAAUCAGAGCUCCUAUUUUAGAGUUGUUAUUCUUUUGUGGCCUCAGCUUUCUAAUGGCUCCACAUACCAUUUGUGAAACUAAAUGACAAGAAGGUUUUUGAAAUGCUUUCCUCCUUUUUAAAUGCCUUAUAUGGUUUAUGGCUAUGUCUUUAAAAAAUAAUAUUAUAUAAUGUAGCAAGUAAAUGACAUGGGGGUUAUGAUAAUAUGCCUUGUUACACUCUUGUUGCUAUGCAGGGCUGGGAACAGUCCUUUACCUGUAAAAUAUGCACCCAGGAAUUGUUUUUGAUGCAACUACUCUUGUGUACAGUAUAAAUAAAAAUCCCUCACUAAUGGUUA
Molecule: messenger RNA, 3608 nt
Organism: Conger conger (European conger)
Lineage: Eukaryota; Metazoa; Chordata; Actinopteri; Anguilliformes; Congridae
Product: calphotin-like
Exons: 4
Coding region: 309-1682 (457 amino acids)
Source: RefSeq, a predicted model, not a curated record